Andrographis paniculata is the source of this 1892-nucleotide messenger RNA. RefSeq names its product polynucleotide 5'-hydroxyl-kinase NOL9. Gene Ontology annotation, molecular function: polynucleotide 5'-hydroxyl-kinase activity. The record is from RefSeq and is a predicted model, not a curated record. Gene Ontology annotation, biological process: cleavage in ITS2 between 5.8S rRNA and LSU-rRNA of tricistronic rRNA transcript (SSU-rRNA, 5.8S rRNA, LSU-rRNA). The coding region runs from base 303 to 1415 and encodes 370 amino acids. Gene Ontology annotation, cellular component: nucleus. NCBI's taxonomy places the organism in Eukaryota, Viridiplantae, Streptophyta, Magnoliopsida, Lamiales, Acanthaceae. The transcript is spliced from 9 exons.
CAACCGCCGCCCACACCAUAUUCUUUCUCUUUCUUCUUCUUCUUCUUUUAUUGCUCUGCUCCGCUGGUUCGAACCGUCUAUUUUGCUCUAUACGGUUCGAACCGUAUAAAACCGGUUCCGGUUCCAUUGCCGUCGGCGGUUCAAAACCGAUUGGGCUAGUGGAGAAUACAAAUUGCGCCGGAGACAACACAUCGCACACCGCCGGCGUGCUCAGCUUCUACUGCCACCGCCGCCGCCUAUGGUUUCUCCCGUCCCGUAAAUUUAGUUGUUUAUAUACGGGAUAGAGUUGUUAAUUCGGUGAUAUGGCGGCAGAGUCAGAGAGCCCUUCGCCGAAUAUAGUUAUACCCUACGAAUGGGCUAAUGCCGCUGAGACCGUAACGUAUGGUUCUGUUGCUUCUCCGAUAGCCUUCAUCUGCGGCCCUAAGAAUAGCGGCAAAACUACUUUCUCUCGCCACUUGGUCAAUGUUCUUCUGCGGAGGUACAAAAAAGUGGCAUACCUCGAUACCGAUGUUGGGCAGACAGAGUUUACCCCUCCUGGCCUUGUGUCACUGGUUAUGAUUGACAAAACAACUCCAGAUGUGACGAUCCCGUGCUUGAAAACUCCUGCACGAUGUUUUUUCUUUGGUGAUAUCUCAUCAAAAAGGGAUCCUGCUACUUAUGUAUCUUACAUCAAAAAGCUGUAUGAGCACUAUCUGAAAGAAUACAACACAAACAGUCGAGAGGAAAUUCCAGGAAAGGAUGAGGUUCCACUUGUCAUUAACACCCCUGGCUGGGUUAAAGGAAUUGGUUAUGAGAUACUGGUCGACUUGCUAAGAAUUAUGUCCCCCACCCAUGUUGUUAAGAUUCAAAUAUCAGCUUGGAGCAAGAACCUGCCAUCAGGAACAUUUUGGUUGGACGAGGAGAAUUCUGAUUUAGUUUCUGUCAUUGAGAUCAAUGCUGCCCUUCAAGACCACAUGAAGAGAUCGGUGCUGGUGCGAAAGGAUGCAAACCUUCUACGAGAUCUGCGGUUGAUGGCAUACUUUCGACAGUGCUUUCCCCGAGAUAUGACUAUCUCCACAAUCAAAGAACUCGCCCGAGCAAUUGCAGCGCACCCUCCUUAUGAAGUUCCCAUAUCGAGUAUCAAAAUUGAACACCGUCACUGCAAGGUUCCAGCUACCGAAAAAUUUUAUAGCUUGAAUGCAACUAUAGUUGGUCUUGCAACCAGUUCAGAUCCUCCCCAAUGUGUUGGCUUGGGUAUUGUGCGAGGCAUCGACACUUUCAAAGGGGUUCUCUAUAUUAUAACUCCUGUUCCACCACCGACACUGGAAAAUGUUGACAUGCUAAUUCAGGGAUUUAUUCAAAUUCCCACUUCUCUACUGCAAAUGCAAGGCUGUGUGUCCCCUUACAUGUCUUCAAAUGUACUAUCAACAAAAUAGGACCGCCACAUCGGCUAACAAUUUCACAAGCCCGAGUAAAGGUAUCCACACAUAACAUAGCUUCAUUAUCAUCAUUGUUUACGUUAGUUAUAGCAUUUGAAACUCACGUUAUUAAUUUUAUAAAAGUAUACACACAUUAACAAACAAAAGGGCUAGAUUUCCUUCAUUUACCUCCUUACUUUCCUAUAUGUGUCUGUUUUUUGUAUUUGUGUUUUAUAUUUAAAUAGUGGCUUAAUGUGAUGUUUUGCGAAUAUAUAUAUAUAUAUAUAUAUAAAUUCAAACAUUUGUUUUAGGUCAUUUUAUACACACGAAGGUAUGUGUUUUGUCACGUCUGAAUUGAUCAUGAUCAUAUAUAUAUAUAUUUGUGUAUAUAUGUGUAAGCACAUAACACAAAUGAUAUACAAUGCAGGUCUUUAAUUUUGGGUUAUCUUUGCAUUAAAAUUUCUCUGCAUAUCUUUCAUUUGACUUGGCCUUUCU